AAAAAAUGCACCCCUUCUCCAAGUCAGUUCUGGAGGCUUUCUCCAGAGUUGUUAAGGUUUGUGUUGGGUAAGGAAAGACCUCCUAACAAACCAGCAUUCUUUUCCACAUGAUCAGAGCUAAUUGGCCCCCCUGCAGACUAAGUGACCAAUCACAUCAGCUUCAGCUGAAACCAGCCCCCACAACAUUAUAAACACAGGAAUGUAAGCUGUACAGCCAGUCCAAGAAGAGAAACUACACACUAGACCUGUGGGUUAAAAGCACCUGAUCAGAAACACAGGCUCUGCACACCUCCUAAGACCUACUUUGGCAGAUAGGCUGACCACUGCAAAGGAAGUGAGAAUCACAGCCUGAGAUGGACAGCAGUAACUGCAAAGUUAUUGCUCCUCUCCUAAGUCAGAGAUACCGAAGGAUGGUCACCAAAGAUGGCCACAGCACCCUGCAAAUGGAUGGCGCUCAAAGAGGUCUUGCAUAUCUCCGAGAUGCAUGGGGAAUCCUAAUAGACAUGCGCUGGCGCUGGAUGAUGCUAGUCUUUUCUGCUUCUUUUGUUCUCCACUGGCUUGUCUUUGCAGUGCUCUGGUAUGUUCUAGCAGAAAUGAAUGGUGAUCUGGAAUUAGAUCACGAUGCCCCACCUGAAAACCACACUAUCUGUGUCAAGUACAUCACCAGUUUCACAGCUGCAUUUUCCUUCUCCCUGGAGACGCAACUCACAAUUGGUUAUGGUACCAUGUUCCCCAGUGGUGACUGUCCAAGUGCAAUCGCCUUACUUGCCAUACAAAUGCUCCUGGGCCUCAUGCUAGAGGCUUUUAUCACAGGUGCAUUUGUGGCGAAGAUUGCCCGGCCAAAGAAUCGAGCUUUCUCAAUUCGUUUUACUGACUUAGCAGUGGUAGCGCACAUAGACGGCAAACCUAAUCUUAUCUUUCAAGUGGCCAACACCCGACCGAGCCCUCUAACCAGUGUCCGGGUCUCAGCUGUUCUCUAUCAGGAAAGAGAAAGUGGUGAACUCCUCCAGACCAGCGUGGACUUCCACCUUGAUGGCAUCAGUUCAGAGGAAUGUCCGUUCUUUAUCUUUCCACUAACCUACCACCACUCUAUUACACCAUCGAGUCCUCUGGCUACUCUGCUCCAGCAUGAAAAUCCUCCCCACUUUGAAUUAGUUGUGUUCCUAUCAGCAAUGCAGGAAGGCACUGGAGAAAUCUGCCAAAGGAGGACGUCCUACCUACCGUCAGAGAUCAUGUUACAUCACUGUUUUGCAUCCCUGUUGACCCGAGGUUCCAAAGGUGAAUAUCAGGUCAAGAUGGAGAAUUUUGACAAGACUGUUCCUGAACUUCCAACUCCUCUGGUCUCUAAGAGCCCACACAGGACUGACCUAGACAUCCGUAUCAAUGGACAAAGCAUUGACAAUUUUCAGAUCUCAGAAACAGGACUGACAGAGUAAAACUUAUCAAUGACAUCCUAUUUUUAAUGUAGUAAAUAUACCCAGCCAGUUAUGCAGCUACUUUUCCUUUGCUAUAUCUCAUGUUUUCUUUUUUCUCAAUGCUGAUUACUUCUGAGUACAUUGUGGCAAUCAUGUCUGUGCCUACAAAAAAAAAAGGCUGAACUAAUGAUACACAUUUUGAAAACAAAACAUUCUACCUUACAAAAUUUGUGUCUGUGGUUACCUACUGAGAUCAGUGAGACUCAACUUGACAGAUAUAUUUAUACAGAAAUGCUGCUGGUCAGUUUCUAAGGAUGUAGUAUGACACUAGAAAUGAAGGUAAAAUGGACAUUAGUUGAACAUCAUGGAACUCUAAGAAAAUCAAGCAUAAAUCUCUCAUUUCAUCUGCAAAUUGAAGCAACAGUCUAGUUCCAAACCUAGCUCCUGGGGUAGAAGACGAUUUCACAAUGUUGAGUGAACAUCCUUUUACAAUUGCUAUUUUUUCAAGAUAGCAAAGAUCAUUCCUUUGAUUCUUUAUACUACAAAACUGGGGUAAGUACUGCCUCCUUCAUUUUUAACAGCUAACAAAAAUUCAAAAGAAAAACAACACAUUAUAGAGUUAUAUAUAACCCUAAGAGCAUCUGAACAUGACAUCAAAACACAAGCAUGUUCUCUUCCUUCCUAUGACCCACUCAAUGACAAAAAAACCAUGACAGGUCUAAAUAAUUCAUAAAUACAAAUAUAUAUUUAAGUUUUAUAGAUAUAAAGGUUUAGUUAGAUAUAAAUCAGCUAGGAAAAAUCUCCCAUAGAUAAGGCAAAAAAUAAUCAUGCAACAAAGUAUUUUCAAACCGAAAUUCCUGUUUCCAACAUCAAAUAGUUUUUUCUAUAAACACAAAAUGAGUGUUUAUUCACCAGUAGGAGGUUGGACUAGAUGAUCUCUAUUAUUUCUUUCCAAGUCUAAUACUCCUUGAAAUUAUGCUCUCUCUGCCUCAGUUUUUAUUUUAUACAUGCUAAGAUGAAGACUAUCUCCUCUUAUAUACAGCUUAAUUUAGGACAUUUCUUUGAAUAAUUUUCUUUUUAAUUAAAAAAAUAAAAUUAUCCUCAAGCAAAACAAGAACCAAAAAAUUCAGUGUAUCACAUUUCAGAUUUGUAGCUGCUCUUCUUUUGUAAAAUUUCCCUUAUUCAGGCCUAUGUGGGAAAAGGGAAAGAUUAACCUUCCCCACUGGUGACAACCCAGGCAGGAAUCAUCUCUUGGAAUGAAUACUAGCUGAGUAAAGGCGAGCAACUGUGAAGAGCAGGGCACAGCAGCAAGUCACAUUUUUCUGCUCUUUAACCAGAAGGAAAAGAAAAAAACGAAGAAUUUUGGAGUGGUCUAAGACUGACGAUAGGAGGCUAUCAAGAACAUGAGAACCUAAUUAUUGUGAACUUCUGCUGUUUAAAAAUCUUAAGACUUUCAUUCUUUACUAGUCAGACCAACAGAUUUUUUCCAAUUCAAGACUAUUGUAAACACAUAAAGAUAGCAGAAAUUCUUAUUUCUAUGAUAAAUUAACAAGAAAAUAAAGUAGUACCAAAGAG
Heterocephalus glaber (naked mole-rat) is the source of this 2990-nucleotide messenger RNA. RefSeq names its product potassium inwardly rectifying channel subfamily J member 13 (gene Kcnj13). Gene Ontology annotation, cellular component: plasma membrane. Gene Ontology annotation, biological process: regulation of monoatomic ion transmembrane transport; potassium ion import across plasma membrane. The record is from RefSeq and is a predicted model, not a curated record. Gene Ontology annotation, molecular function: inward rectifier potassium channel activity. NCBI's taxonomy places the organism in Eukaryota, Metazoa, Chordata, Mammalia, Rodentia, Bathyergidae.